Messenger RNA from Lymnaea stagnalis (great pond snail), 13815 nucleotides. NCBI's taxonomy places the organism in Eukaryota, Metazoa, Mollusca, Gastropoda, Lymnaeidae. The record is from the annotation of a GenBank genome assembly.
UUAACGUCUGUUUACAAAUGGACGCUCCGAAGGGUGGGAACUUAUAACGUUAUAGUUAAAGGCAUAAAGGUCUACAAAAUAAGGAAUAGUUUUAAAAAUCAUUUAGAUCACAAUCUUUAACACAGAAUCUAAAUAAAUUCUAUAAUGAUUUUUUACCCUUAUAAAUAAUAAUUCAUAUGUUAUUUAUUAAUAGGCCUCCUUUUAAAAUUUUAAAUUUUAGUUUAGUUUGCCUAGCCCUAGACGUAGACCUACCUGAACCUAGCUAGACCUAUGUCUAGGUCUUGUGAGUCUUCUUAGUUACACUUAGUAGUAUGUCUUAGGUAUACAAAAAACCAUGUGACAUUGAUUUUAAUGAUCAGCCACUCAGUCAACUCAAAUGUGAGUGGACAAUUGGUGGUAGGGUAUGCUGGUAGGUAGGCUUAUUUUUUUAAUAGGUCCCUAUAUUAUAAAUGUUUAUUAUAUGUAAAUUGAGUGAUCAAUUAUUGUGACUGUUUUAAAAGCUUUAACUCUUUUAUAAUUAUGGCCAUGGCUGCUGCUAAAUCAAGUCUUGUUGAGCAUACACCUACAUGACUACAUAGUGACAUGUUCAUACAUAAAAUGAAAAGAACUAUCAUUUCAUUGAAAUAUAAAUUACUGCAAUUAAUAAAAAAGCUAAUAAAUUAACUAGAUAGCAUCAUUUAUUGGUUUACUCACUAUGGAAAUAUUUUUUUUUUUGGACGAAUAUUCCAUAUUAUUUAUACUAACUUGUAAAACAUUUCUGUUAGAGAAUAAAAACAAGAAGGUGAGUCUGCUUUAGUCUAUUGGGUAGAUAAGGGCAUAAAUACUGUUUAUAAAGAUGUUGAAAAUGAAAUUGUAAAUCCAUUGGUUCCUGUUGCACUACAGUCGGUGCAGGGCUUUGGCCAACCUCACCACCAUACAAUUCCUUGUUGGUUCUUAAUUCACUUUCUAUAUUCAUCCUUUUUGGCUCAUAUAUAUAUUUCGGAUAACUUUUCUCUUCAAUGUGUUUAAUAAGUUUUCAGUUGUUUUUUUAAAGUCCCGUCCAAGUUUCACUGGCGUAUGUCACUUAUGAUAUUAUUAUGAAAUAUUAUUUGCUUUUUUUUUUUUUGUAAUGCUUUCCCUUUGACUUUGAGUAUUUUUUAAAUAAAAACAAUAUUAUUAAUUUAACUUGGUAAACUUGUGUUGUACCGAAUAAACUGAAGCUGUCGUCUGGAUCUAGCCUGUGGGCUGUCGUUCGCCGACCCCUGGUCUAGUACUGUUUUUUUUUUUUACCAAGUAGAGAUCAUUUAGGCCUAAAGAUUAGUGAUACCAUUCAUUUUAAGUCAGAAUAACUUUAAAAUUGUUAUUUUACCUGUACCUGUUUUCCUUAAAUGCAUGCCAUUUCAAGAUGUCAUUACCCCUCAGGCGUCAUCACAGAAAAAUAGAAUUGACUAAGAGAGUUUUAAUAUUUUGUAAUCUUUGAAAAUCUGAAUAAAUCUAAGUAAAUUUUAAAAUAUAAUUUAAUAAUAUAGACAUGAUAAAAAAAAAAUUAAUUAAUUUAAAGUUGAUUCCACCUACCAUUACUAGGCCUACUUUAAAAAAAAUAGUAUUUAUGCUCUAUAAUAGGCCUAUUUAAUUUUAAUAUAUAAUGACAAAGGGCCAAAGGCCUAGUUAUAACAAAUAGCCUUUAUUUAUAUUGAUUAAGAUGUAAACUCUUAUAUAUUUUGAAAAUCCUGUCAUUCUCAGACUUGUUAACAUUCUUUAAAAUCCAACAUCACUGUGUUUUCAAGAAUGGUAGGGAUGUCUUAAUUUUUAAAUAAGAAAAUGCCUUCACUGUAUUUGACCCUAACUAAAUCUAACUUUCAAAUCUAAAACUUAAUGAGAUACAUUUAAUUAUUUAUUUAUUAUUUUUGUGUUGCUUUUUAUUUUUUUUGCAGAUGAAUAAACUUAAACAGCACUCGACUCAUCAAAAGACGGAAAAAUAAAUAAUUCAGUACUCUGAAACCUGUUUGAAAUUGUUUCAAAAGAUAGGAUAAAUAAUGUCAAUGGCUGCCAAGUCAGUUCUUAUUUGGGUUAAAGCAGAGCCAUUUAGCUAUGGUACAAUUCCUGUAGCACCUCAUCCACGGCUUAACAGCACGGUAAGUAAUUUGUACCACUUAAAAUAAGCAUAAUAUUAAUUCUCUAGGACAUCAGUUUGCAAAUAACUGGUUUACUGACCAGUACAAAACUGGUUUGUGCCAGUACAAAACUGGUUUGUGCCAUUUUGACAUAUGUGAAGAUGUAGAUAUUUUUUUGUAAAAGGGUAUUUUAGGGAUUUUAAUAUAAAAUUAUAUGAAAAUGAUAAAUCUGAUGUAGUAAUAAUAGUUUCCAUAUAAGCUGCUUAUCCCAGAAAAAGUCAAUUUUUUCUUAAAAUUUUGUUGUUUAAUUUUAUAAUUAGACCUACUGUGUCAUAAAAGGAAAAUAGUUGAAAACUACUGCUCCAGAAAAAAAAGAAAUUAAGUAAAACAUGUCAAAAUCUUAUCCUGGGUAAUAUGUUAUAAACAAUUUGUAAUUGGUGUUCACAAAUAAAUUUGUCCUUUGAUUUUUCAGAAUAUUCGCAAGAUUGUUAUAUACUCAAAAAAUAAAGGUAGUGCCGGUUUUCCAAGACUCAGGUACAGUUUAUUUUACACACUAAAAUACCUAGCUGUGAUUAAGUUAUCAAAAAUAUUUUUUUAAAAGCCAUAAAAUAAAUGCUGGAUUAAUCCAUGCAUUUAGACUCUAGAGAGCCAUAUAUUUCAAAUACUGGAAAUAGAGAAAUUGAAAAAUACUGUAAUUUUUAACAUAUGUUACACAAUUGUUUAGUAAAAAAACUGAAAUAAAUAGUUGUUGCAGUUUAAUUAUAUUGAAUAUUUCCACAACAGUUACUCUAUGUGGCAGCACAUUGCUUGCAACAAGCUUCAUCUCUCAGAAGACCUUGCAUGGAUGUGAGUAAAGCUAAGUCAAAUUAUUUUUUUCAUUUUAUGAAAUAUGAUUACAAAUAUUGAAAAUUCAAGUAUGGUUUUCUACAUAAAACUGACAGUCAUCUGAAUCUGGAUUGUUACCUAAGUUUAAUUUGUAGAUCAAUAAAAAGAGUCAAUUUUGUCCUAAACUGGUUGCAUAUACAAUCUGAUAUUUUUUGAUAUGUGAUCCUAUAUUUUCUUGAGAGAAUCUUAAGCAUGCACACCUAAUAUAAAUGCUCUAAAGACACAACAGUGUUCCGUUUGACGAUUCUAGGUGUGCCACAUGCAAAAUUCCUCAACGGGGAUGAAAACCCAAAAGACAAUAAAAAAUUGAAUGAAACAAAAGGAACAAGGAUUGGCUUUUUAACAAGCCGUCAAAUGUUUGAAGUCAUAGAGCACAUUUGCAUGUUUCAAUUUGGCUGGUCACUUGACAAAUUCACCAUCUCAGUGUGCCUCAAGCACACCAUUAAAAUAUCUCUCUGUCACUUUGGCCUUUGAUCCCAUGCUUUUCACUUUGAUUGCUGGUUGUUCUAUUGUUAUUUGCCCUAAAAUAUGAGCACAAUUUUUUAUGUUACAUAACUUUUUAUAAAGAAUAUUAUGGUGCAUAUGAACAAUAUUUUAUAUUAUAAUGCUUGGUAUAAAGAAUAUACUGGUUCAUGUGUUUUUAACCACGAUACAAAAUUUAAAAAAAAACAUUUAAAAUGUUAGUGUUUGAAAAUGAUAGUAAAUCAGGUCGUUGUUUUUUUGUUUUUUUUCAUCUUUUAAUUGUGGUGUGCCUCAUAAAUCUGGGAAAGGUCUAGGUGUGCCGGAAGGGUUGCGGGGCACUUCUCUAUUUGACAAUGAUAUGGAGUCACUUACCGUUAUCAGAGUUGUUUGAUCUUUAAACUAUAUAAAUGUAUGUAAUGCCAGGAAUUUACUCUUUUCAAUUGGUUUCUCUCCCCUAGGUACUUUCAGACUUGUCUAUUUUUUACUGAGAACCCUUCCUCAAUAGAAUGUAUUGAAAAAAAUGAAAGAUUUGCUUUAUGUAAAGACCAGCAUGAGAAAUGUGAGUGGUGUGACCAUAUUUGUUGAAAGCAGAGAAAUGUAUACAUUUUUUUUGCAUUUUAAAUAAAUUAUUAUAUAUGUUAAUACUUGCAUUGCCUGCACAAAAAAGCUAAAAGCUGUUUAAUGUGACAGGGAAAAAAAUCUACAUCUUCACAGAAUCCUGUUUUCUUAGUCUUAUUACCGUUCUCCAUUUUAUUAUAAAUGAUGUAAUGUUUAGAUAACUCAACCCAAGCUAGUGCGUUAUUUCAAGAAGAUGCAGUGAUAUUUAUUUCAGCAAACCUCUUGUCCUUUCUACAAUAACACCAACCAAAUUAAACAAUCUCAAUGCUUGACAUCUCACCCAACCAGCUAAACUGGCCGCCCGUGAAUCGGUGAAUCUCUACAAGUUUGUUAUGUUUCUGAGCAUGCAGCAGCUGUACAGGAUGUCUCUGAGGACGUCACUGGUUGCUGGGGAUGAGUAUCCUUUGUCCUAAUUGCGGGCCUCAUUUUAGACAAUCCACGGUGAUUGAUUGGACCUAGACUGGGAUAGUGUUGUUUUUAAUUUAUCCAAAAUAUCACUUCAAUAGUGCAGGUCAAAUUAUGUUUCACAUGCUCAGCAGUGCCGUCAGCUUAACUUGGGUUUUGGUUAAAUUUGCCACUAAAAAAUUGUUACGUAUUUUAGGCAAAGAGAACAUUCUUUGUAUUUUUUAAUUGCUUGCUUAUUGAUACGGAAUAAAUGAUGAAUCCUAUGUUCAAAAGAAUUAAAAACGGAACUGAUGUGGCCAUUUUACUGCUUAAUAUUAUAUAGAUGUUAUUAUAAUAUUAUAAAGGAUAAUAAAUGAACUACUGCCUGACUGAUAUAAAACUGCUGUAUUUUUUGUAAUAAAUGUUAUUAUAAUAUCAUAUAAAUUUAUUUAACCUUAUAUUUUCUAAUUGAGACAAUAUAAGAAUUUAUUCAGUUAUUGCAAAAAUGUUGAGAAUUUGAGCAGUCAGUCUAAUCAGUUUUAUUUCAGUCCCACUGUGUGGCAAAAUUUGUAGGAAAAUGGUGCAGCAACACUGUGCUACAUAUUAUUAAAUACACUUUUUUUACAUGAAUACUUUAAAUGAAUCAGCCCACGUAAGUGUUUCUUAGAUAAUAAAAUGACUUAAUGAUAAUAUUUACAAAUUAAAAGUAUACGUUGCGUUAAGCUUGUAUGACGCCUUGACCCAGUUACCUAAGGUGGCCCAGUACGUCAAGUUCAGCCACAACUUGUGACCUGGACGGUAGAUCUACACCUAGAGGAGGAACCACCAAAGUAAGAAAAUAUUCACUGCUAUAAUAUUACCCUCUGGUAAUAAGGGUAAGAGGCUUCAAUCAGGUUAGAUAAAAUGAAACGGGCGAAACAAAGUACUUGGGAAACCUUUGUUUUGCUCAUUUUAAUUUUACUAUAGAAGCUGAUCACCCAUAUUAUACCUGUACAUUGAUUCAACUGACAAAUGACGCUCCCAUCUUUUCAUUAAGUCCUUUUAUCACAUAGGAGAUAAUUUAGAAUGCACUACAAAAGAUACUGUAAUAUGUAUGAUUACGGGCAAAGAAAAAUUAGUUAUGUAAUGGUUCAUAACCAUAAACAAUUUGUGCGUAACCAGGGCAAGUGUGACAUCCCAAAAAAAAACUAGUUAACCCUUAGAGUUAAGGACUUGUUGCUAUCAAUGCUUGUCUAAAGCAGUCACAAUGAGCUAUGCAGGCUUUAAUGUUUUUGCAAGUUUUUAUAUUAGAUAUUUUUUAAAACUCUUUACUGUGUCUCGGCUAAUUUAGAUGUAACCAAAGUUCAGAAAUGCACAAAUUUUAUCAAUUUUUUUAAAAAAUGUAUCAAGUUAUAUAAGAUAAUGACCAUAAGAUUAACCCACGGCUUUAUCCCCAGUCUCUUGAUGACCACAGUCACCAUCUGUUUAUACAGAACAACAUUGGAGAGCUCACAGACCUGAUCUCAGACGAAGGUAAGACAUGAAGAAUAUUUUUACAAUUUGAUUAGGGUGUUAAUUAUUUUAGACCUGAUCUCGGGCCUAAACUGAUACUCAAUAAAAAAAAUCAGUAAAAAUCAUUUUACUGUGCUGUUUGUAGAGAUGCAAUCAUCAUCACUGGCUGACUAAAUAAUUAUGUUAAAGGAUUAUUUUAUUGUUGACCUUAAAAAAAAAAAAAAUCCACGCUUGCUGAAUAGUUCCAAAAAGACUUCAUCUGCUCAACAAAAGUAUUCACACUGUCCAAAAAAUACAAAUCACAUGUGCAGCAUUUUAACUCCCUUCCUUCAUUAGUAUAUCCUUAUAUCCUUAAGCCUGGUGUUGAUAUCAUAGAGGCCAUGGGUUCUGAUAGAAAAAAUUAUCUUUACAAAUAUAUGUAAAGAAUGUGAAAACAAAAUAAGAGAUGCUGAACAUAAUUGUACAAAAUAAUUCCAACCUUUAGCUGUGGGAGGGACUUCUUCCCCCAAACAUUUGUCCCUGGAUGCUGUGGAGGCACUUGGCUUUGUGUUGAUUGGCAGGACAGAAAACUCUCCGUAAGCCUCUGUUGUUUGAUUGAUAAAAGUAAUCUCUAAAAGUACACAGAUAAUAUCUUUGAUGUAUCUAAUAUCUCGAAUCACACAGAUAAUAUCCUUGAUAUCUGUAAUAUCUAGAAGUAGAAGUACACAGAUAAUUUCAUUGAUGGAUGUAAUAUAUAGAAGGUCACAGAUGACUCUGUAAGUCUCUGCUAUUUCAUUGCUAUAUGUAAUAUAUGUAAUAUUUAGAAGUAUGCCAGAUUCAUGUCUAAUAACUUAUGAACUAAUAAUAUGUCAAAUUCUUUUCUCAAAAUAAUUUCGUUUAAAAUCAUGAAAAGGAACUUACAGCUUUUUUGUUACGCUCUGUCCAUAAAAUAUGUGAGUAAGUGUAACUGAUUGAGUACACAAAUGUUGAUGGUCUUUUGUUUAUUUCUGACGAUAGGUCUUUGAUGCAGCUUCAUGACCUUGCUUGUCUGCAGACAGUACAGCAACUAUCAGGUUAUCAAAAGGUCUCUGUUCAAAUCUAUAACAACUGUUAAAAUGUUCUUAUAUUAAUCAGUACCUUACCAUGAGCCACUGAUGUCUGCUCACAAAUGUAUCACAUCUGGUCACAGUCCACUUACAUGCAACCACAUUUGGUUACUUUGAAAGCGAAAAAAUGCCCAGACUCUUUCCAGACCUACAAAAUAUUUUUAAAAGUUGAGAUAUAGUGAGUGGCUUUAACCAAUAGCACUUAAACCUGACUGCUGAACAUACAUGAACUUUAUUUCAAACAUUGAACACUAUUGUAAAUGAUGAGGAAAACAUGGAAACAGACAAAUCCAUUGUGGGCAUGGAUAUCAAUCUGUUUAGAGGAGAGUGGUCUCCCUUACGGCUGUGGGCAUCACAUGGGAGAUAACCAUUUUGAAACUACAGACUUAUAACCUGAACACCGCAGUAAGACAAACGAAGCCAAUUACCCUCCAUUCCAUCAGACACUCAUUCCCGCAGCUCUUGCGAAGUAGGCCAUCGUCUGAAGGCCCUCCAGGUGUCCAUGGGGCUUUCCAAGCCAUUUUUAUAUUGAUAAACACCAGGAACCUCCUCUAUAAAUUCUGUAAAUUCUGAAAUUUCCCACGAACCGAGUCAUUCACUGCAAAAAAAACAAAAAAAGCAUAUUAAUUAAGCCAAACACAAAGUAUCAAUCAUCUCAAUCAAUCUUGAACAAACGUAUUUUUUUUUUUUUUUUAAACAUUCAAAAUAUUUUUAAAAUUCCACAGGCAACCAAGACAUUUCCAACACGUCAGUUCACCAUGUGGUUGAAAGAGUGCCUGGUUCAAAACCCUUUCAACGUAUCAGCCUGCAUAGCCUCUGGGACAAGACUGUCUUGGCCUUUUAUAGGUGAGCUGGAUAGAUAGGUCUCCACGUAGAAAUUCUUUGCUCACUGUACAAGAUAUUUUAGAAUGAAUUCUCCUAAAAAAAGAAAUGUGAAUGGUUUUUUCUAAGAAAUUACCUAUAAAUAUAUAUUCAUUAUUCUGUACCUGACCACCAUCCACCACAAAUACAUGAAUAAAAUUUAGCUUCACUUUGUACUGUGUUUACUGAUGGCAAGCUUCAGAUCUUCAGAGUUCUAGUUAUAAUAAAAGGUUUAAAUUAUUGUUUUUUUUCCAGGGGAAGAUCAGAAAUCUGACCAAAGUCACAAGAGAGGAAAAAUUGCAACAAAUGCGCCAUCCGUUCCUAAGGAAUAUGUAAAAGGGUAAUUCAAAUGUGUGUUUGACACAUUUUGAGAAAUGUAGAGAAGUCACGGAAGCAAUGCUGUUUGUCAUAAUCACUUUAGAUUCGCGUUUCUCAACCAGUGCUCUGCUAAACCCUAGUGUAGGCCAAGUUUUAAAAUAAACUCCUACUGUGAUGGUGAAAACAGAUUGCUACAUUAACAAUACCGAGAUAACACUUUUCUUUUUUUUUUUUUUUACAAGGAACAUUCAUUCUUCACCAAGAACUUUUUUCAUAUAAUACCUUGCUUUUCCUUUUAUUUUGUAUUUUUUAUAUUUCAUAUAGCUUACUAUAUAAAAAAAAUGCAGGAUAUCAGUAUUUUAAUUACACAACCAGAGAACCCUAACUUAAUGACUGUGUAAAUUGUUUUUGUUGCAGUUUAUGUUCAAUAGAUAUUUUCUUAUAUUUUUUAACAAAAAUUUCCUAUAGUAACAAGAUGAUCAUCAUGAGUCAAGUCAGCAAACAAACCAUAGCCAGGGUAAGCUUCAAACUCAAAAUCUAUAGUUUUUAAAUAGUAUAAUACAGCCAGGGUAAGCUUGGAACUCAAAAUGUAUAGUUUUUAAAUGGUACCGGGUAUAUAAUAGCCAGAGUAAGUUUUGAACUCAAAAUGUAAUUUUUUAUAUGAUAUAAUAAUAGUCGGGUAAGUUUGGAACUUAAAAUAUAUAGUUUUUAAAUGGUAUAUUACAGCCAGGAUAACUUUAAAUACACUUAUGUAUAUGUCACAUAGUUUUAAAUGGUAAAUAAUAGACAGGGUAACUUAUAACAUAGUUUUUAAAUGGUACAUAAUAGCCUGGAUAAGCAUGAAACACCAAACCUAUAAUUUUUAAUAAAUGGUUUUUUAUAUGUAUAUAUAAAUAGUUCAUCUGCCAAAAUCGAACUUAAACCAUUUCAUUAAUCGUAUUUGUCUUAGUUCUCAAUUUGCAGACCCGUUUACUUAAACGGUUUUGACAUACAAUGUACCAUUUUGAAAUGUCUUUUAUAACCCACCACGUUACAUAUUGUGGCCCGCAUUACAAAUGAACCUAUUUCUUCAUUCAAUUCAGGAUUAUUUUCAUUUUGGCAUAAACGCGCAUCUGAAAUAUAAAUGUAUCAUUUUUUGAGAUGGUACCGGUACACACCAUUUCAGUUUUCCUCGCUCCUUUUUAGCCAGAUUAAAACAAAAAGAUUGAAAUAUUAAUAAAUUAUAAAACAGUUUUACUGUUUAGUAACUAAGAAAAAUGAAAAGGAUUUAUAUAAACACUGCUAGGUAAGGGGAAACUAAUUUUCCUCAACCAUUACAAUUAAAUGUAGAAUAAUGCAAAACUAUAUUCAGGUAUACACAAAAGUGCAUCCCUGCAUUUUGAAUUUAUAAAAAAAAAUUCACGGAAGGGGCUCAGCCUCCUCCCACCUCUGCUCGGGUGACUUCGGCUGGCGCCCUCAAUUUCCUGCCCCCCCCCCCCCCCCCCCCCCCCCCCCCCCCCCCCCCCCCGCCCCGCCCAACCACAUCUUCGUAUAUCAAAGCGGCAAAUGAUGGGAACCUUUUUGUUUUCAACAGUGCAAUAUAUAAUCAACAGUCAUCUACUUUGAGAGGUGAACUUAAUUUGACAUGUGCUGCUCUCUAUGUUUAUUGAUUUACUAUUACAAUAUGGUUGGUAUCGUACUAUCCUGAGGCUACAUAGUACUAUUUUGGGAUUCCAGUGUAAUCAGGUCUGCACAAAUGGAAACACUAAAACAUAUAGUUUUUAAAGCAGUAUAUCAAUGUGUAUAGCACAAAUUCAUUAAUUAAUGAAUUAAACACAAAGUUCCUCAGAUUAUAUAAAAUCUGGGAGCAGAAUUAGGAAAUUGCAAAUAGAAAUUUAAUGAAAUUUUUUUUUUCUCCAUUUUUCUCUUCAUUAAACUGCUUUCAUACAUUAAGAGGUGUCUUUGGACCAGAGGCGUAGCGAGGGUGUUUGGCGCCGGGGGACAAAAUUCACGCCCGGGGACAAGAUCCAUUGUAAAGCGCCCCUUUUUCUUUUUUUUAAACUCUUAAACCCAUUAUUUUCAUCAAUAAUAUAAUAUCAAAGCACAUUUUGGCGCCCCUAACUAGAAUGCGCCCAGGGACAUCUGUCCCCCCCCUGCCCUCCCCUCGCUACGCCUCUGCUUUGGACAGUAGUUGGUGGAACUGAAAUGGUAGAAAUACAAAAAGAACUCAUUCAAACGAAUGAUGUCCAAACAUUCAGGAAACUCCAAAUCAAAUUAAAUACUAUUUCACACAGAGCUCCGGCACUUUGGAAAUGAGCACAGUCAAAAUCCAUCGCAGCCAUCAUUCAUUCCUGUACCUUCUCUCUCCACUCAGGUAACACUUCCCCUGUUUCACAAAAACUAACAGACGAAUGUGGUUUUGAGAGAUAAACAUUGCUGUCAUCGCCCUUGCGAAUGUGUCUUUUGUUUUACAUAGUCAUACGAUUCUUUUAUUAAUCAAAUAAAUUGAAAUGUUGUUUUUUCCUAUUACCUUUACACAUUGAUUUUUUUUAUGUCAAUACCAGUCAAAGUCAACUUGAAAACCAAAGUCCAGUUUAAAGUCAAACCAACAUGGGCAUUUCCAUUGACUCUGUUUCAAACUAGCUUUGCCCUUAGUUAAAUCCGCAAGCUCAUUAGAUUAUGUGAAAGAUUUUUGCCUAUUCCAAAGUUGUUAUUUAUUUAUUUAGGCAUUUUUAUAUAGCGCUUAUCAUAAAGCUCUAAGCGCUUUACAAUUAUUAAAACAUGUAAACUAAGUAAAUACAAAUGAUUGAUUGCCUCUGCCAGGUCUGUAACUAUUGAGAAGUGCAGGAACACAACUCUGAUCCUCGGACCGGUGGAGGCAACUGUUCAUGUCAGCGGCUGUGAGAACGUCACAGUAAUUGCCCCUUGCCGUAGCUUCAUGAUCAGGUCUGUAGGAAAUGUGGCCAUUUUUAAAGAUGGGAAUAUUAUGGAAUAUUUUUAUAAAGAAAAUAAGCCAAGUGCACAUAGUUAUGAAAACUUUUUACAACAUGUUUAGUUACGUUUUGUUUUGUGUGUUUAAAUUGUUACUUAUGUGCCUUGAGCAUACACACCAUGAAUUUUUUUUUUACUUUGGCCUUGAAGCUGAUUGUGUCUUAAAAGAGAAAAAUACUCUUCUUAGCAAAUGAUAUUCACACAAGUUAUAACAAGAUUUUUUUUAGCUCUAAGUAUUCUGAGCGACCUACCCUGAUACCAGCAGAGAGUAACAUUAAAUCUUUAUAUUUUGGUGCUCAACAAUCAAUGUGUGAUGUUUUCUGUUUUUUAAAAUGUUAUUUUCAUAAAUGAUGCCCCCAUCCCACCCCCUAGUGGAUCCACACUGUGCACGCUGUACCUUCUGACACCCCAUCGACCCAUGCUGCUGAGCGGGAACGACACCAUCAUGCUAGCACCUUACCACACCUUCUACCCUACCUUGGAGGAGCAUAUGUUGAAGGCUGGCAUUGGCACAGUGCCCAACCUCUGGGAUCAGCCGCUGUGCAUAGGUGUGUAAUCAGGGUCAUAGAAAUCUUCAGGCUUGUUUCAUAUUUGGACUAAUUAUGUUUGAAGAGUGUUUUACCCAAUUGAUACGACAAGGAUGCAAGCCAGUCAUACUUUAAAUCCUUGGAACUCGAUUUACAUUGAAAAAGGUAUCAAUAUUAUCUGAUGCCACCCAUUUUUUUUCCCCACUUACAACUCAUGCCAUAAGGUCAUUUUUUUGUAUUUAUUCCCGUACCAAUCCCAGGACCUGAUCACAGGGAUGAGCAGCCAGUCUGGCAGAUACUCCCAGAGUCAGAGUUUUACCCCUUCUCUGUACCAUUUGAAAUGCAAGGAUCUACCAAGGUAAUGUGCUGCAUCUGGAUUUUUCAUCAUCAUAAGACUGUUGUUAACCUCAGACUUCAUGGAGGCUGUUGUACCCAAAGUUGAAAACCUAAACCUAUGCCUUUCUUUAACUUAAUCAAACAUUGUUAUGAAGGCACAAAGAAACAUGUAAAUACACUAAAAGUACAAAAGUACAUUAAACAAUUUUUUAGGUUGGCUGUGAAAGAAAUUAGGAAAUGACAUCAUCUUUUAUACAUGUAAUUGUUGUACAGGUGAUACCAGGGAGCCUGCCCACUUAUUACCAGAAAGAGCUCAACAAAAGGCAAAAACAAAUUGACACUUGGCAGCAUAUGGUUAAAGAAGCCGGCCUGUCCCGUGAGCAAAGGAAAGAGUUUCAGACACUGGUAGAAUCCAGAUUUCACGUAAGUCGCACAUUUCACAGUUACCAAACAAACUAUUAUUUGAAGUUUUGCCAUUCACUGACAAUAGGUCAACUGCUUUACCAUUUUCCUUUUGUAAAGUGGGUCAUUUCAGGAAGCAAUUAUUUUAUAAGAUUUAUAAAUAUUGUUUGUUUAAAUUUUUUUGUUUUAGCUAUUAUAUAGACUGAUUCAUUAGUCAGUAUUAUGUCAGAAUUAAUUUGUCUUUUCAUCCUCCCUAAGCAAAAAACAUACACAUUUUUUGCAGAUUUAAUUUUUUUAUUAUGGUAUGUAACAAUAAAUUCAAGUUUGAAAGAAACCAAAUUGAUGUAGCCAGUAUAUAGCUGCUUUUUAAGAAUGCAAAAAAUUCAUUCCAAGUACUGCACAAAAUUAGCAUUACAAUUAAAAGUUUUAAAAUGAAUCUUUAUAACAUUAUCUAAAGUUUACUUCCUAGGUAACUACUGAAUGUGUUCUGCCCCUUUUAAAAAAAAAAAAAAAAAACUGGUCCAGUUUGUGCUAACCAGUGCACUGUGCUUACUUCAUUUAAGAAACCAAAAUGAAGUAGCCAAUAUAUAGAUGCUUUUUUAAAAUGAAAAAAAUUCAUUCCAAGUACUGCACAAAAAUAGCAUUACAAUUAAAAGUUUUAAAAUGAAUCUUUAUAAAAUUAUCUAAAGUUUACUUCCUAGGUAACUACUGAAUGUGUUCUGCCCCUUUUAAAAAAAAAAAAAAAAACUGGUCCAGUUUGUGCUAACCAGUGCACUGUGCUUACUUCAUUCACAUCAUGACUUAUUCAUUGACAGAUUUGGCUGUCAGAGACCGGACACAAGCGAGAACUGGACAGUCUGGUGGUACCAUUGCAGCCAGCCCUGGACAAAAAAUGAAAAUCUAUGUCUAUCAUGAAAUAAUUUGUGCUGUUUUAUCUUUUUAAUUGUGUGCAGAUCAAAUAUCUUGAGAUAUUUAUAUGAUAUUAUUAUUAUUUAACAUUAUUGUUACAUUUGAGACAUGAUGUAAUGAGAAAACAUUUUUUUUUUUAGCACUUGUGAUUUCAGUCAAAUUUAACCCUGUGAAUCCAUGAUGGUCAGGAUACAGCAGUUCAACGGGUUGUGAUACUGUAGACUUUGAGAUGAUGUUGUCUCUGUAUGACGAAUUAAAGUGCCUCGUGAUUUUUUCAGAAAAGUCUUAGAUGAGUCUCACAAAUGAUUUAUUUUUAAUCAUGUUUCAAAGCUGUCCUGCUCUAUCCCAUUUAAGAGGCAGAUUUGUGUCAACAAUGCCAGUUUGUUCCACUAUUUAAUGAUGACUAAACUUUUUCGAAGAGGAUUUGUUCACUUGUUCACCUGCUUGAUUAAAAGUAAAAAUAUCCUCAACUUC